UAACAAUUAUUAAAAGUUGGUUGAUUGAUGAUGAUUUGGGCUUGUGCGGGUUCAAGGAACAAGUUUUGACGUGGUCUCUAAUAUAGUGACUAAUCGAAACUUUACCAUUUGGUCAAAUUCAAAUCAGUUGAGUUUAAUCGAUAUUUUUUUUUAUCAAACGAGUAAGGCGUGUAACGUUUUUCGCGCGGUAACGUUUCAGUCGUCCUCUCUGAACGUAUUUUGUUUUCUUCUAAACAAGGCUUUGUCUUCUCGGUAAACAGGACUCUCCAUGAGUCAGGAGUUAGAAAUGGAGCUAUUUAUAUGAACCAUUUUAUAGUGAAAUUGUCUUAUGUUUACAUUUUCAAGCGUUAAGCAAAAUUAUAAUGUUUUACACUCUACAGGGGAGAAAUGUUACAGAUUUAUGAUUAAAUAAAUUACCUUUUAAAAAUGUUACCCUCCUACACAUUGUUAAUUUUUUGACAAAUAUCAUGCCUUUACUAGGAAUCAUGAACAUAGCUGGAUACACAGAUGUCUGUUAGCUUUUUGAAAAUGGCCACGAGUAUUGAAGGUCUGAAUUUGGUCUUGAUGGGAAGAACAGGAGUCGGAAAAAGUUCGUCCGGAAACACAAUACUGGGAAGAGACGUUUUCAGAUCAAAGAGAAGCUCCAGAUCGGUCACGCAGGAUGUUGCUGUUGAAUCUGCGACUGUUGGCGACUUUCCAGUCACUGUUUAUGACACACCGGGAUUAUUUGACAUGCACACAAGUGAAAACGAGGUCGAUCUAAAAUAUAAGAGCGUUUUACAGAAAUGCGAGUCUGGUCUCUGUGCAUUUCUGCUGGUCAUCAAAGCUGACCGAUUCACUGAAGAAGAGCGAAGAACCGUGGAGAAGAUUGAGAAGCUGCUGGGAAAAAGAGCGGCUGGAGAAAACCUGGAUUCUCUUCACCAGGGGAGACGAACUGGAGGAAGAAAACCUGACAAUACAACAAUUCAUCAGUGA
Messenger RNA from Puntigrus tetrazona (Sumatra barb), 975 nucleotides. Its product is annotated as GTPase IMAP family member 4-like. Lineage: Eukaryota; Metazoa; Chordata; Actinopteri; Cypriniformes; Cyprinidae. Gene Ontology annotation, molecular function: GTP binding. The record is from RefSeq and is a predicted model, not a curated record. The transcript has 2 exons. Bases 508 to 975 code for a protein of 155 amino acids.